Encephalitozoon intestinalis ATCC 50506 is the source of this 1326-nucleotide messenger RNA. RefSeq lists its product as uncharacterized. The record is from RefSeq and is a predicted model, not a curated record. NCBI's taxonomy places the organism in Eukaryota, Fungi, Microsporidia, Unikaryonidae. Gene Ontology annotation, biological process: transmembrane transport; vitamin transport. The coding region runs from base 1 to 1326 and encodes 441 amino acids. Gene Ontology annotation, cellular component: plasma membrane. The transcript has a single exon. Gene Ontology annotation, molecular function: vitamin transmembrane transporter activity.
AUGUCAUGGACAAUCAAGCUGUAUCAAUACUUUGGCUUGAAGUCCUUUACUCCAUUUCUUUCUUUCAUGGUUCCAUACCUUGUAGAACAGAAGGGAUUCCAUAAUAGAGAGCUUCAUAAUAACUUUAGCCCACUCUUUUUUAUGUCCUCCAUUGUUGUUUCUCUCUUCUCGUUUCUGAUAAUCGAGCUUCUAGGAAACAAAAUGAGCCUCUUUGUCGACACGUUUAUCGAGAUACUUGUGUACCUGAUAUUUAUGUUCAUGCCGUUCAAAAAUACCUUUCUGACAAAAACUGUCUAUGUGCUUCAUGGGGCAACAACGUCCUUUGGGGUUGUGAUGAAGUCGAUUCUCAACUCUACUGCUGAAGAAAAAGAAGACAAAAAAGUGAUUCUAUCAACGGCAAUUAAUAUCAAAACAUCCGUAGGUGUUAUUUCAUCAUGGAUUGGCCAGGAUAUCAUAAUGUGUGGGGGAAACCACUUUGUAAACAUAUCUAUUUCUCUUCUUGGACUAUCUCUUGCUCUGUUGACUGUACUGCUACUUCCUGCCACUUCCCCAAGUAAAAAAGAAGAGAAAUUCAUAGAUUACAUGUGGAACCCUAUGGAUGCAUGGAAAAAGAUCAAGGACACUUACAAGUCCCACGUAGUCCUUGUGUCCUUACUCUCGUCAUCUGCAAGCAUUCUUUACAUAUGCCUUUCCUUUUACUCGGCAGGAAUAUUCCUUGAGAAAAGGAAGAAUGGAAUGGAAAACAGCAUUAAGGUCAACAAAAUGCUGUUUUUUGUGGCAAAGCCUGUGCGACUUGUCUCCUAUGCAUUAAUUAAGAUAUUCUCCAAUUUUGACAACUCGAUAUCUUACCACUCAAAUCCAGUCAAGCCCGUCAUUAUUCACGGAUAUAUCGAAGGAUGCUCAAAGAUACUUUCUUCUUUUGCCGGGUUGCAGAUAUCAAGGUUCGUACCAGAAAAUAGAUGUGUUUCCUUAGCAUUUUUAACAUCGAUAACCACAGUGGCAUUCACAUAUCUCUUAGGAGCAUCAAAUUCUAUGCCAUACUCAUAUCUGUUUUAUAUUCUAGCCUCGUUGUCUUCAUCCUUAUGCAAAACAGUAUCAAAUAUCGGGCUGCAAAGCGUAUGCGAAGGAUCUGGAUACAAGUUUGUUCUUGGAUUCAAUUUAUUUGUAUCAUCAAUUAUACACAUAUCAAUCACUCACUAUUCGAAGGCUUACAAUCUAAGCGUCAAGUCGAAGCUGAUGUCAUACUUCUAUGUUAAUACCUUGUUUAUUACUGCUGCAUUUGCCAUGUACCUUCUGAGUAGGGGGAGCACAACUAUAGACGGAUGA